Oryzias melastigma (Indian medaka) is the source of this 504-nucleotide messenger RNA. Its product is annotated as interferon-induced helicase C domain-containing protein 1-like. The transcript is spliced from 3 exons. Gene Ontology annotation, biological process: innate immune response; positive regulation of interferon-beta production; response to virus. The record is from RefSeq and is a predicted model, not a curated record. Gene Ontology annotation, molecular function: double-stranded RNA binding; zinc ion binding; single-stranded RNA binding. Gene Ontology annotation, cellular component: cytoplasm. NCBI's taxonomy places the organism in Eukaryota, Metazoa, Chordata, Actinopteri, Beloniformes, Adrianichthyidae. The annotation marks the transcript as partial.
UGCUUCCCAAAUCAUGACAAGGAGCCUCGGGGAUUUCAAAAGAGAACCAAGAAAAGCAAUUCAGACCGUUGAAGACAGAAAACAAGAUCCGUUUGGGGAUGUGAUCAAAAGAAUCAUGCAUGAAAUUCAUCUUCACGCCCAGCUGAACCCCACUGGUGACCUGGGCACUCAGGUGUAUGAACAGUGGUCUGUUCAGAAAGAACGACAAGCUGCAAAGGAGGGAGAUCAGAAAGUGCGAGUUUGUGCUGAAUAUCUCAGGCAGUACAACAACGGCCUGAUGCGCUGCAACAUCCUUCGAAUGCAAGACGCCCUCAGCUUCCUGAAGAAUUACCAUGAAGAGCAAAAUAAGAAGAAAAGUUCUCCAGAUGAGGAGCAAAACAUACAAAUAACCGACACAGAGAGAUUUCUCUUCAAGCUCUUUAACGGUACCGCCAUUUUUCUUUCAUGUAUUAGCAGUACAUUGUACUCUUUAAUUUUACUGCAUUUCUUCUUACAGUUGAGAAA